Messenger RNA from Theileria annulata, 1043 nucleotides. RefSeq names its product SfiI-subtelomeric fragment related protein family member, putative. The transcript has a single exon. The record is from RefSeq and is a predicted model, not a curated record. The annotation marks the transcript as partial. Gene Ontology annotation, molecular function: ATP binding. Gene Ontology annotation, cellular component: membrane. Lineage: Eukaryota; Apicomplexa; Aconoidasida; Piroplasmida; Theileriidae.
AUGUCACGAUAUGGCAACUUUCAUAAAGGGCUCACUGGAUCGAAAUGUUACUCCAUUGAUAAUGAUUCAACUCAUCAUUACUGGGAAAGUAAAUCAUACUCCAAGACCUAUUUUAAAAACAAGUCUCUUUAUUUAAAAUUUAGGUAUUAUGAUUCCACCAGUGUUUUGAAAUUCCUUUUCUUUCACUGGUUAACUAAAUGGGCAUUUCUUCUUUCCAAACAAUAUGUAGAGCCAUAUAAGUUACAUCCACUUCCUGUUGCUGACCAAAUUCUACAUUGGCAACCAAUUUUUUCAAAGAACCUUAGCGAUGGUCUACUAAGUCUGGAAUCAUAUGAAACUAGCCAAUAUGGACACCCAAAUACCAAACCACCUAGAUCUGUUCUCCUUCGUGCAUUGUUCUUGACAUUUUGGAAACGAACAUUAUUUGGUUUACUUGGCAUUGUGGUUACUAAUGUACUUAGUAUGAGCAUUGCAUUACUUAUCAAGCAUCUACUUGAUACAUUAAACACUAAGUCGUUUACUCUAGCUAAGAUAUUUUUGUUUUUAUUUGCUAUAAUAGGAUUACAAAUUAUAGAUGGAUUAUUGAUCGAGAACUUCACUUAUUAUCUUCUUCGAUUAAGGCUUAUAUGGGAAUAUUCCAUUGCAAUUACUGUGUUUCAACAUGGCUUAUCUCAUAGGCGCAACUUCUAUAAUAAUAUUAAUGGAUCAAACUUCUUGAAUGUUUGUAACAAUGUUCUACAUAGUUGUUCCCCUGAUUCUGAUUGUUCAAAAAAUCCUUUGUAUUGUCCUGCCAGGCGUUUCCAAAACAAAGAUAUUACUCCUAACAUGUUCACGUUUGAAAUCAUGGAUCCAUUCUACAUUUCAAUGUUUUUACAAUCACUGAUAUAUGUUGUCAACUUCUUGUCAAAUUUUAUUUAUGGAAUUGUAUUAAUUUCGACUCAGAUUAAGAUUAAUGUAUGGGUAUUGUACGUACUUGGUGCCGUUUUCACAUUCAUGCUGAUCGUUGUUGAGAUCAUAAAUAGUUUUAUAUUCCACUUUAUUUG